AUGCCGACUCUGGGGCCUCAGGACUCCGGGCCUCAGGACUCCGGGCCUCAAGACUCUGGGGCCUCAGGACUCCGGGCCUCAGGGGCCUCAGGACUCUGGGGCCUCAGGACUCUGGGGCCUCAGGACUCUGGGGCCUCAGGACCCCCGGCCUCAAGACUCUGGGGCCUCAGGACUCCGGGCCUCAGGACUCCGGGCCUCAAGACUCUGGGGCCUCAGGACUCCGGGCCUCAGGGGCCUCAGGACUCUGGGGCCUCAGGACUCUGGGGCCUCAGGACUCUGGGCCUCAGGACUCUGGGCCUCAGGACUCUGGGCCUCAGGACUCUGGGGCCUCAGGACUCUGGGGCCUCAGGACUCUGGGGCCUCAGGACUCUGGGCCUCAGGACUCUGGGGCCUCAGGACUCUGGGGCCUCAGGACUCUGGGGCCUCAGGACUCUGGGCCUCAGGACUCUGGGGCCUCAGGACUCUGGGGCCUCAGGACUCUGGGCCUCAGGACUCUGGGGCCUCAGGACUCUGGGGCCUCAGGACUCUGGGCCUCAGGACUCUGGGGCCUCAGGACUCCGGGCCUCAGGGGCCUCAGGACUCUGGGGCCUCAGGACUCUGGGGCCUCAGGACUCCGGGCCUCAGGACUCCGGGCCUCAGGACUCUGGGGCCUCAGGACUCCGGGCCUCAGGACUCUGGGGCCUCAGGACUCUGGGGCCUCAGGACUCUGGGGCCUCAGGACUCUGGGGCCUCAGGACUCUGGGCCUCAGGACUCUGGGGCCUCAGGACUCCGGGGCCUCAGGACUCCGGGGCCUCAGGACUCUGGGGCCUCAGGACUCUGGGCCUCAGGACUCUGGGGCCUCAGGACUCCGGGGCCUCAGGACUCUGGGGCCUCAGGACUCUGGGGCCUCAGGACUCUGGGGCCUCAGGACUCUGGGGCCUCAGGACUCUGGGCCUCAGGACUCUGGGGCCUCAGGACUCCGGGGCCUCAGGACUCUGGGGCCUCAGGACUCCGGGCCUCAGGACUCAGGGGCCUCAGGACUCUGA
Knipowitschia caucasica is the source of this 1026-nucleotide messenger RNA. Lineage: Eukaryota; Metazoa; Chordata; Actinopteri; Gobiiformes; Gobiidae. The record is from the annotation of a GenBank genome assembly.